This is a messenger RNA of Cadophora gregata, 612 nucleotides long. It is a transcript of the gene RPL15, whose product is annotated as 60S ribosomal protein L15. The transcript has 3 exons. NCBI's taxonomy places the organism in Eukaryota, Fungi, Ascomycota, Leotiomycetes, Helotiales, Ploettnerulaceae. Gene Ontology annotation, biological process: cytoplasmic translation. Gene Ontology annotation, cellular component: cytosolic large ribosomal subunit; ribosome. The record is from RefSeq and is a predicted model, not a curated record. Gene Ontology annotation, molecular function: RNA binding; structural constituent of ribosome. Bases 1 to 612 code for a protein of 203 amino acids.
AUGGGUGCCCUUAAGUAUGUCGAGGAAUUGCAAAAGAAGAAGCAGUCCGAUGUCCUCCGCUUCCUUCUCCGUGUUCGAUGCUGGGAGCUUCGACAACUGAACGUCGUCCACCGUGCUUCCCGCCCAUCUCGUCCGGAUAAGGCACGCCGUCUUGGUUACAAGGCCAAGCAAGGUUAUGUUAUCUACCGGGUCCGUGUUCGCCGUGGAGGACGCAAGCGCCCAGUGCCAAAGGGUGCCACCUAUGGCAAGCCAACCAACCAGGGUGUCAACCAACUCAAGUACCAACGAUCAUUGAAGUCUACUGCUGAAGAGCGUGUCGGACGUCGCUGCGCCAACUUGCGUGUAUUGAACUCGUACUGGAUCAACCAGGACUCCACCUACAAGUACUUCGAGGUCAUCCUCGUCGACCCUCAACACAAGGCCAUCCGCCGCGAUGCUCGUAUCAACUGGAUCGUCAACCCAGUCCACAAGCACCGCGAGUCCCGUGGACUCACGGCAACUGGCAAGAAGUCUCGUGGUUUGGGCAAGGGUCACGGAUACAACAAGACAACCGCUGGCCGCAGAAAGACCUGGAAGAGACACAACACCCUCAACCUCCAACGAUACAGAUAG